UUUUGUAAUAUUGUAUGAAAAUGAGGAGAUGUACAUUUUUCUAACCUGUAAAUGGGAUAUUAAUUCUCUAAUUAUCUGUUCAUUUAGUUAAUUAAACAGAUUAAUACUUAUUGAUGAUUUCCCAAAUGUAGUGAAAUAUCAAGGUAAAAAUGUCUGAGAUAAAGUUAUUUUAUGUUACCUGUGUUUUUUGAAUUUUGUCUGAAGUUGCUUUUCUAACUGACCUUCUCAUAAAUACCUUGAAUCAAACAUCUCAUUGGUCCUUUCCCAGUUGAGAGUUUAAAAAGAUGAUGCUUAAAAAAAAAAAAAAGUUGAUGCUAACCAGCCAUUCAUUCUUCCUACUAGUCUCUUCGGCUUUGUUUAGCUGACACUAAACCUUUAGUUAUUGCCUCUGCAAAGUCAGUUUCUCCCUGGCCUUGCCCUUCUUCACCCUCCAACAUACCCCUAGAGACAAUCUUGCUCACAGCCCUGACCCUCUUUUGCCAAUCCAGCUCUUAGGCCCUUCCACCUCCCUUCACCCAACUCCCAUUGGAAUCUGGAAGGAGCUGCUAUCAGUCAUUUCCCAUUGUUUUUGUAGAGGGCAUACUCUCUCUAUUUAACUUUAAUUCUUUUUCGUUUUAUUUGCUUUAUCUUAAAUUGUAAAUUUUUAAGAAUCAAAACAUUAGCAAGUAAGUGAAGAAAUUAUUUCAGGAAAGAUAGUCUUCCUAAGUUUCAAUCCAUGUUUUCUCCGCCCCUCCGUCACUUGAUUUCCUACAGAUGAGUAGCUAUGAUUUGGCUCAGGCUCAGUUACUGCAGGCCUCUUCUUUGUGGAGUCUGCAUGCCUGCCCACCUGAAAUUUCACCCUCUUCACUACAGCCACACCUGCAGGCCCAGUCUCCUGGUUUACUGAUUCCAGCCUCCUCCUCCAGGACAGAGCAGAUCAUGAAGUGGGGAGGCAAGGAGAAGAAUAGAAAGGUUCUUUCCUGUUUUUAACUAAAGAUGAUACUUUGAUACAUUUAUUAUGUGUUUUAACAUGAUGGAUGUUAUUUCAAUUGGUGACCCCCCCCACUUCCUUACCCCUUUUGUGCCUAUAAUGAGUCACUUAACAACAAAAAUAUUACUGGAAUGAUAAGAAUGAAUUUUCUUUUCCUGUUUCUAGACUUUUUUGUUGCAUUGUGCAUGAAAUGGUGCAAAAUAUACCACCUUGAUUUCUUACAUUCUCAGAGUUCUGUACUCCCUGGGAGCUUAGUAAGUAUGCUGUUGCCCUGAGCCUUCCUCUUUUACCAUAGGGUAAAAGUUUUGAAUACUAAAUAUGUCAGUUGGAUGCCAUUUCUCACUCUUCUGAGUAAUACAGAAUUUGUAAAGACAUCAUUUUGGUUUUCACUGUAGUCAUCUACCCUUGUUUUAAUACUUGAGUUUUUUUUAUGGCCUAUGACUACAGGUAGUUGAGGUUGACAGUGAAAUCUAGCAUGUGAACCAUAGAGUCUGUAUGAAAUAGACAUAUUGCAUAGGAGUUUCUUAAGCUUUGCCAACUCCAUCAGGUACUUUCUACAUCAAAGACAGAGAACCAGGAGAAGCUACUGAGUUGAUUUUUUAUGUCUUAUCUCAGAACUCUAGGGUGAGAAGUCUUUAUGGGUGGACAAGGAAAAAUGUUUAUCAGAGGAUUUGGAAAACUUCUGCUGAAGCUUUGGACCUGAACUGAAAGAAGAAACUAUACUAUCCAACUGGAAUGUUGGGGGCCAAUGGUGAGGACACUGAGCCCAGAGAUGAGUAACUUCUUCAAAGUCAUAGAGUCCAGGACUGCAAGAAUUCAGGCAUGAGGACACUGUGCAGCAGGCUCACACAGGCAGACCCAAGAUGGACAGAACCUUGGAAUCCCUGAGACACAUCAUUGCCCAAGUCUUGCCUCACAGAGACCCUGCUCUAGUCUUCAAAGACUUGAAUGUUGUGUCAAUGUUACAGGAAUUUUGGGAAAGCAAGCAGCAGCAGAGAGCUGCAUUCCCAAGUGAAGGUGUGGUGGUCUAUGAGUCACUGCCGUCUCCAGGACCUCCCUUUGUAAGUUAUGUGACCCUCCCAGGGGGAAGCUGUUUUGGCAACUUUCAGUGCUGCUUAAGUAGAGCUGAGGCCAGACGGGAUGCAGCGAAAGUGGCCCUAAUCAACUCCCUCUUCAAUGAGCUGCCCUCUCGAAGGAUCACUAAGGAAUUCAUUGUGGAAAGUGUGCAGGAAGCAGUCGCCUCCACCAGUGGCACUUUGGAUGAUGCAGAUGACCCCAGCACCAGCAUUGGAGCCUACCACUACAUGUUGGAGUCAAACAUGGGGAAGACCAUGCUGGAGUUUCAGGAGCUGAUGACCAUUUUCCAACUAUUGCACUGGAAUGGAAGCUUAAAAGCCUUCGUUAAACAAAGUGUCCCGACAGGAAGUCAUCUCCUACUAUUCCCAGUAUUCCCUAGAUGAAAAGAUGCGCAGUCACAUGGCCCUGGACUGGAUCAUGAAGGAGAAGGAGUCACCAGGAAUCCUCUCUCAAGAGCUACGGAUGGCCCUGAGGGAGUUGGAGGAAGCCAGGAAAGCGGGACAGAACUGCGGUUUACAAAGAAAAGAAAGAAUCCUUAGUUUAGCCCUGACUCAGAUCUACAGUGAUCUUGACACCUCCUCACCCAGUGAUGAUCAGCUGAGCCUAACGCCCUUUGUGGUUACCACUAGCAAGCCAAGUCCCGCUGCCCCGAGCUUGGCAGAGGCCGGACUAACAUUAGAAAGCUCAGUGAAGGAGGUCCAUCCCAGGCUUUAGCAGCUACAGCUACUACCUGAAGGCUGUACUAAUUUUUCCCAUCCAUUCCAUUCACAGAAUUUGAGAGUAGUAGGACCCUUACAGGACCCAACGUCCCAAUCGAUGCAAUUUUCCCAUCAUGCUUUCAAGACUUCCGCCUCUUACUGAAGGAUGGAGGAAAGCUUGUUGGAAAAAUAUUUUCCCGGUUUGGCUUCAGCCUAAAGCCCUGGUGACAUGUGCCUUGCUAGAUUCUAUGUGUUGUUAUAACAAUGGGCCAGUGUAGCAUCCCCCAAAAGAACAUCAGCCAUCAUUGGGGAAAGGAGCAUGAUAGCAAUUUUUUUAAAAACUUGGGAUUAAAUAAACAAUAUA
Messenger RNA from Lutra lutra (Eurasian river otter), 3109 nucleotides. Its product is annotated as protein limb expression 1 homolog. Gene Ontology annotation, biological process: autophagosome maturation. The record is from RefSeq and is a predicted model, not a curated record. The transcript is spliced from 8 exons. Gene Ontology annotation, cellular component: cytoplasm. NCBI's taxonomy places the organism in Eukaryota, Metazoa, Chordata, Mammalia, Carnivora, Mustelidae. The coding region runs from base 1834 to 2430 and encodes 198 amino acids.